Messenger RNA from Solanum dulcamara, 642 nucleotides. RefSeq lists its product as uncharacterized. Bases 1 to 642 code for a protein of 213 amino acids. Gene Ontology annotation, molecular function: cysteine-type peptidase activity. The record is from RefSeq and is a predicted model, not a curated record. Gene Ontology annotation, biological process: proteolysis. NCBI's taxonomy places the organism in Eukaryota, Viridiplantae, Streptophyta, Magnoliopsida, Solanales, Solanaceae. The transcript is spliced from 2 exons.
AUGGCAAGGGCCACUGUUACAGCUCAUCACGAGAGAUCCGUGAAGAACAUAAUAAGAGGUUUCUCAAUACCAGUCGGUUUGCCCUGGCAUUUGGUAGAUGAGGUAUACAUUCCAGUAAACUGCGAUAAGGAUUUUCAUUGGGUUCUUGCGGUAGUUGUGUUGAAAGAGAGGUUGAUACGUGUGUAUGAUUCAUCACCUAGACGAAGAAGUAGCAACCCUUCCCUAGAGAUCCAAAAGAUAGCAGCAAUGCUACCAACAUACCUGCAAGACAGUGGUUUCUUUGACAACAACGAACGUACUGAUUGGUCGUCUCUUGAUUCAUACAAAGACAAAUCAACCGGUAACAUGCUUGAACCACAUCACCCAUUUGCAGUUGAGUAUGUUGAAGGAAUUGCGCAACAGAGAAGUGACAGCUUGGAUUGUGGAGUUUUCCUGACCAUUUUUGCUGAAUAUCUUAGUGAUGGAAUUUCUAUUCCAAAUACAGGACUAAACGCUGAAUUCUUCCGUUCAAGAUAUGCCGCACUCUUAUGGAGAUAUGGUUGUCAGAAGGCCAUGGAUGGUUAUGUUAGCGAUAACGACGAUCCAAAAAAACCUAGGAGAGACAUCUCUCCAAGCCAAGGAGAACUGAUUGAUGUUCAAUAG